Molecule: messenger RNA, 678 nt
Organism: Salvia miltiorrhiza (redroot sage)
Lineage: Eukaryota; Viridiplantae; Streptophyta; Magnoliopsida; Lamiales; Lamiaceae
Exons: 1
Coding region: 1-678 (225 amino acids)
Source: RefSeq, a predicted model, not a curated record
AUGACUCUUCGAUUUGUUUCUGCUUUUGUCCCUCGUACAGGUUCAACUGACGGAUGGAGUUGGAAGGCAACAACCGAUGGCAACUUCACAACAAAGUCGGCAUAUGAAUUGUUGGAGGCAACCAGAGAGGAGCAACAGGUCCAACCGUUAGAGAUGGCUAAAGUGUGGGAAGCCCCAACGUCACAUAAAGCCAAGGUGACAGCGUGGAGAUGUCUUAGAAACCGCUUGGCAACCUGCGACAAUUUGAGAAGAAGAAAUAUUCAGAUCAGUUGGGAGGAGAGAUGGUGCAACGCCUGCGUUGCUGGAAAGGAGACGACUGAGCAUUUGAUCCUUCACUGCCCGAAAGCUUCGGUGGUCUGGGACCAAAUUUUUCAAUGGUUACACAUCAAAACAGCAAAUCCUAGAGGUAUUCUUCAACACUUCACUUCAUUCAUUUCUGCUGCCAAGAUAAAGAAAGGAAGGAGAUUGCUCAUUGCGUUGUGGGUGGGAAUUGUUUGGAUGCUUUGGGAGAACAGAAACGAGAGUCGAUUUCAGGGUAAGGUUUGGGAUAUUGAUAGAUGUGUUUUACAGAUUAAGGGUAGACUUUGGAGUUGGAAUGAGGCUUACAAAAUUUUGGAGUUGGGUAUCCCUUUCACCUUGUGGUGCUCAAAGGGAUUUAAUCUUUCUUUUCUGUUUUGA